Molecule: messenger RNA, 1098 nt
Organism: Carya illinoinensis
Lineage: Eukaryota; Viridiplantae; Streptophyta; Magnoliopsida; Fagales; Juglandaceae
Exons: 2
Coding region: 1-1098 (365 amino acids)
Molecular function (GO): RNA-DNA hybrid ribonuclease activity; nucleic acid binding
Source: RefSeq, a predicted model, not a curated record
AUGAUUCCAAAGGUUUUAGGCAAUUCUUGGUGGAGGGUGCGGGAUGGUAAUGUGUCUUUUUGGAGAGAUCAUUGGCUUAAAUCGAGGGCUCUUAUCAACUCUUGUGAUAUAUCUGAUUAUCCUCUAUUGAAAGUCCGGGAAUGUGGGCUUCAAAAUGGUUGGGAUGUGGAUUUGUUACAUAGAUUGGUGGGGGCAACUAAAAUGGAAGAAAUUCUAAAUUGCCUCGGUGAACAAAAAGAGGGUGGAGAUUUAUUGAUUUGGAAGCCAACUCUGAAUAAGGUUUUUUCCUCAAAAUCGGCUUGGGAUUGUGUUCGUGUUCGUGCACCAAAAUCUGAAUGGGCUACCUGGAUUUGGCAUUCAGCUCUUCUAAAAAAAUAUUCGGUUACCAUCUGGAAGGCUUUGCACUAUAGCCUUACUGUUGAUAGUCGUAUUAGUUCGUUGGGCAUUCCUUUGGCCUCAAGAUGUGAAUGUUGUACACAGGGGUGUAUGGAAGAUCAAGAUCAUGUCCUCGUUUAUGGGAUGAUUGCUGCAGACAUUUGGAGGUGGGUAUCUCUACAGUUAGGGAUGUCUUAUGACUCGCAGAGAUCUUGGAGAGCAACUAUGGAGUUGUGGUUUAGGCGUGCUACUCAUUCGACUCAAAAAGGUACUCUGCUUGCUCUUAUUCCUAUUAUUGUGACUUGGUCCCUUUGGGUGUGGAGCUAUAAGGCACGUAUGGAAGGUAAACAUGUUGCUGUGAGCUCUCUCUGGGGUUCAAUUAAGGCAGCCAUUGCAUGGGACGUAUGGGUGCAUGGGGCAUUAUUAGAUGAGAAGGGGAAUCUUAUUUGGGCUUUUGCGAAGGAGUUGGGAUAUGGCUCUAAUAAUGAAGCUGAACUCAUUGCUCUUUGUUAUGGUCUUCAGUAUUGUCAGGACUUAAAUAUUGGAAGAGUGGAGAUUGAAUUAGAUUUGCUGUUAGUGGUUCACUGGUUGCAAAAAGGGCGUUGUGGUAUAUGGUAUCUUGAAGAUUAUUGGAAAAAAAUACAAGUUAUGGUUGCAACCUUGGAGGUCAAGAUCCAACAUAUAUACAGAGAAGGCAAUGCAGGAGCAGAUUUCUUGGCCUAA